Messenger RNA from Gekko japonicus, 2185 nucleotides. Its product is annotated as protein NipSnap homolog 3A-like. The record is from RefSeq and is a predicted model, not a curated record. Gene Ontology annotation, cellular component: mitochondrion. Lineage: Eukaryota; Metazoa; Chordata; Lepidosauria; Squamata; Gekkonidae. The coding region runs from base 109 to 855 and encodes 248 amino acids. The transcript has 6 exons.
GCGGGCGGGUCAGGCGAGAGAAGCCGCAGGAGGAGGAGGAGGAAGUCCCUUAAAGGGGAUUGCAGGAACCCAGGCGGCCGCCGGUUCCUUCGCCAGCACGGAGAGACCAUGUUGGGGUCCCGAGCCCUCUUCAGGGGGAUUACCGCGGCGUGGCGAGGAGGGGCCGCUCUCCAGGUUUCAUCGUCUUUUGCCACAGGGCCCAGGCAAGGCGACAGCACGUUCUAUGAGUUCCGUACUUACACGGUUAAACCAGACAAGAUGAAAGACUUCCUGGAGCUGACUAGCAAAAACAUUCACCUUCGGACUGCGCACUCUCCGAUGGUUGGCUAUUGGACCUUGGAGUUCGGGGGAAUGAAUAAAGCUUUCCAUAUUUGGAAGUAUGACAACUUUGCACAGAGAGCUGCUGUCCGGGCAGCAUUAGCCAAGGACCAAGAAUGGCAGGGAAAAUACAUGUCCCAAAUGCUGCCCUUGUUAGAUAAACAAGAUAAUGAAAUUGCUUACCUGGUACCCUGGUGUGAACUUGGCAGCCCUCCAAAGGAUGGCGUCUACGAAUUGGUUACUUUCCAGAUGAAGCCUGGUGGGCCGGCCGUGUGGGGGCAGUCCUUCAAAGCGGCAAUUAGCGCUCAUAUAAAGACUGGCUACACGAAGCUGAUUGGAGUCUUCCAUACAGAAUACGGACUACUUAAUAGAGUUCACGUGCUUUGGUGGAAUGAGAACCCAGAUAGCCGGGCAGCUGGGAGGCAUUAUGCUCAUGAGGAUCCCCGGGUUGUAGCAGCCGUGCGGGAAAGUGUUCAGCUUCUGGAGUCUCAGCGAAACUUUCUUCUGCUACCCACAGGAUUUUCACCACUGAAAUAGUUUUUGUUGUACACUUUACCAGCGUGCGCGAUUAGGAAGAGUAAUUUUCCAACCAUGUUUAUAUCACACUUCAGAGCUGCUGUAACCUAUUUUGCCCUUUUUUUUUUUUUUUUACUAAAUUUGGUACAUUCUACACUUGACCUUGCUUUUGAAAAUGGAAGGUGGUGUUAAGAUAGUGUAACCCACCAAAUUUAUGAGAAUGCAGCGCUUCUUAAACUGGUUUCUACUAGCCCUUGACAACAGGGCUAUCUUCCUUGUGUGGUUCCAUUUUCACAACUCUGAAUAACUGUGGCUAUCAUUCUAGGGUUGAAAAGAGGUGACAGUUCAGUGUAUGAAGCCCCUAACAAUUUCCCUCCUUUUAUAAAGAAGUGGUGCUCGAUCUCAGUUCAAAUCGAAACCCCCUCCCCGUGCUGUUUUGCAGAAGUGAUCCCAUCUGGUUAUAAUUUAGCUCAUUGGACCAAGCAUACACACACACAUCAUGUUAUAGGACUUGCUGGUUUCCACAGUGGGGAAAAUGGAAGACCCGUAGGACCAUUUCUGCACAACAGCAUGUAUAUAAAUGAGGGGACGGGGGUUAAAUUCAGUCUUUAUCUGGAUUCUGGCCCCUCGGGUGGGACCUCAUAGAUUCCAGAGAGUUGAAAGUGGUUUGAAGGAAGCCAGGUUCCCCCUGUGUUUUCAUCCUCCUGGCUGCUUAAGCAGGUCUUAAGUUUUUGAAAUGGCCCAACAAAGGCACAAAUGGCCUACGAACACCGGUCCUUCAUUUUAGAUAAUCCUUCAACUCUCUUAAAAAAAAUGUGUCUGGCUCUGGCCUAAGUUUUCCAUAGCUCAAAAGCUACAUCCCCCUUAGGGUUAUUGACGUGGCUGCUUGCCAUAAAGGUGUUUCGCUCACUGCCUCACUGACCUCAGCAGGGGACGUCCAGCCUUUCUCAUGGAGUAUCUUCUUGCGUUGUGGCAACCAAACCAAACCCUUUGAGGUACAAGUGCGAUGACGAUCACUAUACAGUAUUCAAGAAGUUGUGAAGCUGCCCUCUUUUUUUUUUUCCUUUUCCAAAAAAUAGUUUCACGUUAUAUGGGAACACUCUAGUCAGUUUCCGUUCAGGGUCCAAAUUGGCUUUAUUUUCUCUGAAAAUUUCUGGCCUCCUUUUUUCUGUGUAUGUAUGGCUUGCUAAAAAUGCUGAAACUGUGAAUGGACCGAUUCUUUCUGAAAACACUGCAGAUGAAUCGAGUACUGGGUGGCAUGCAGGUGCUUAAGACUGUUUGAACUGGAAAAAGGAGAUUUGCUAAAAUGUAAAUACUGAAGUAUAAGUAGUGUUAAACCAAUGAUUUCCCC